Oreochromis niloticus (Nile tilapia) is the source of this 5301-nucleotide messenger RNA. RefSeq names its product MAX network transcriptional repressor b (gene mntb). Gene Ontology annotation, biological process: regulation of transcription by RNA polymerase II. Gene Ontology annotation, molecular function: DNA-binding transcription factor activity, RNA polymerase II-specific; RNA polymerase II cis-regulatory region sequence-specific DNA binding; protein dimerization activity. The record is from RefSeq and is a predicted model, not a curated record. The transcript has 6 exons. Bases 305 to 2113 code for a protein of 602 amino acids. NCBI's taxonomy places the organism in Eukaryota, Metazoa, Chordata, Actinopteri, Cichliformes, Cichlidae.
GGGAGGGGCGGGCCCUAACGAGAACACGACUCGCCUUGUUGUGUGUAUUCCCGUGCUCGCAUCGCCAUCUUGUUGCCAUCCUAAUUUUUUACGUAUGCGAGGAUCUACUUUCCGUUCGGCCGGAUUAAAAAUCGCCCGUGUGCUUUCAGGAGAAACCCAAGGGACGAAAGGUUUGGGAGGGCUGGUGUGAACCGUGCAUACGACGCUUACUACUGGGACGCUACUUACCUCCCCCCCCUCCCUCGGUCUUUUUCCUCCUUCCGUCCCGGGCUACCGGGUCUCCUGCCGUGAGGUUUUACGCGCAAUGAGCAUCGAUACGCUUCUGGAGGCGGCCAGGUAUCUGGAAUGGCAAGCCCAGCAGCAACAACAGACCACACGUGAAGAAGAGCAGCUUGAAGACAAGGAGCUCAUCAGAAGGGAGGCGGAGUCAAAGCAUGUGGAACUUGUGGCCUCACCAUCUCAGCCAGUAGGAGCCAACCAUGUCACCUGGGGUGAUGAAACUCACCGUCAACAGCCGCAUCACCUUCCUGCCCCACCGCCCCCGUCUCUACCUACUCGUCAACUCCCCAUUGCCGUCAUCCCUAUGGUGCCGGUUGUCACCGCGACGCCUUCAGUCCCGCCCCUUCCGCUCAAAACGCCGAUUGCUGCAGCAGCAGCGACGCUCAACAGCUCCCCGCCAGUCAAGAACUCUUCCUCCCCUCCACCUCAGCCGGCGACUCGUCAACUGUUGUGCUCCCCUCAGAUCAAAGUGGAACCCAGUGAGCAGCUGAUAGAUGUAAAGCCUGGAGCAUCACAGCUUCAGGUUCAGAUCAAUUACCCGGCCCCCAUCAGCACUAAUGGCUCCCAACAUGCACUGGUUCCUCAUCAGGCCCCACCCACACCUCAGCCACGGCCUAACGGGGUGACCAUGGAGGAAAUGAAGGGAAUGGAAGGGAAGAGGAGACCAGGAGGGGCGGGGACCAGAGAGGUGCACAAUAAACUGGAGAAGAACAGGCGAGCGCACUUGAAGGAGUGUUUUGAGACACUGAAGAAAAAUGUUCCGAACAUUGAUGAGAAGAAAACCUCCAACCUCAGUGUUCUCCGCAGCGCUUUGCGUUACAUACAGACUCUGAAGCGCAAGGAGAAGGAGUACGAGCACGAGAUGGAGCGUCUGGCUCGAGAGAAGAUCGCAACGCAGCAGCGGCUGGCCGAGCUGAAGAACGAGCUCAGCCAGAACAUGGACGCCAUAGAAAUCGACAGAGUCCUCAGACAGACCAUCCAGCCAGAGGACGACCAGGCCUCCACGUCCACGGCCUCAGAAGGAGAAGAUAAUUAUGAGCAGGACAUGGACGAGGACGUUCCCGCCCCUCCUGCUCCCACGCCCCUCCCCAAACCGGCUCCUCCCAUUUUACAAGCUCAGCCGCUCAUCACCCCUCACCUGGCGAUCCAGCACGCCACACUGCCUAUCCUCACCAGCGCCUCCCCCGCGGGUCCCCCUCCACCUCAAGCCAUUGCCCCUGCUCCAGCCCCGGGUCAACCCCCACCGCCACCUCCUCAUCCUAUCCAGGCCCCAGCCAUGCAGGUCCAGCCCACCGUCAUCGCUCACGCCACCGUCUCCCACGCUUCAGUCAUCCAGGCCGUCAAUAAUGCCCUUCCCGCCAAUCACAAACACCUAACGCAUAUCGCCCCAUCACCUGGCCCCAACUCUUCCACCCCUCAGGCGAUCACAGCGGCUCCGGCUGCCCCCGCCACCGCCACUCACCAGCCAAUAACUGCCCAGCCCAUCGGACACAUCACUGUCCAUCCGGUGGCCCACCUGGGCUCUCCUUUGGCAUCCCACCUCCCGACUCUCUACCCCCAGGGCAUGUCUGUGUCCCAGCCCACCAUGGUGGGCCACAUCGCCCACACCUUCGCCCACCACACCCUGCCUCACGUCCAGGCCAAUCCUCAAGCUAACACUAACGGCGCCCAGGUGAACAGCGCCACUGUGGUGAGCCAGGGAAGCCCGUCGCUAGGGAAACCCACAGCAGUGCUGGCCCCCCACCCACAGCUGGUUGGACAGGCUACUGUCCUGAACCCUGUCACCAUGGUUACAGUCCCAACCUUUCCUGUCAGCACGCUCAAACUGGCCUGAAACAGACAAUAACAGACAGGACGGAGUGAUGGAUGUGAGACAGGAGAACGAGUUUUCAUCUCCUGUCAGUCGCAGAGAGUCUCUGACAGACACGUGAACACUUGAGCAUCAACUGUUUCUGGACUUUGUGUGAUGAAUAUCUUCUGAGAUAUUUCAGUCACAGCUCUGUUAGUUUCUGAACAAUUACAUUAAAGCUGAGUCAGCAGGUUGGGCCAUUGUUUGUGAACAUGCGACUGUGACGUUUGUCUCCCCCGCAAACACAGGAACUCUUUUACCUUUUUAUCUUCCUUCCUUCCUUUUCUCUUUAUUUUACCGCCAGAGGCACUAACACAAUAAGCUCAGUUUGCACUCAGGCAUCAAGGAUUUACCUUAACUGGUCAUUCAGUCAUUUAGGGGAAAUGAUUACAGCGAGACAGAGAGAGGACUUUGGCCUGUUCCUACAGUGUGCCAGUUGUUUUGUAGACAUAUUCAUGAGCUCGUGUGGGACAUGUAACGUCACUCCUGUGUUUAAAGGGUGGAGCUGGAGUUGGAUUCAGUGGUCUCAUCCAGAUAAAUCACACACAGGGCCGCUUAUCAGUUAAUUACACCGCAUAACAUUACAUAGUUAAUUAGGGCUAAAACAUUGUCACGUACUGAUGCAGUUAUUUAGUUUUUUCUACCAGGAACACGACAGGAAAGUUUUUUGUUCUUCCCCUUUCGCUUUUGCCAUGAUCUAAGUUCGACACGUGGCAGAUGAAGUAACUCUUUAAACAUCUUGCAAAUAGUUUAAGGAAAAGAAUUUGAGGAUGGUAGUGCAAUAAUAAAACCUGACACGCUGCAGUUCAGAAUACAAAAAAAGGAGACAGCACAUCUUUUUAAAGGCAAAUUCUGCAGUGGAGUUAUUUUUUUCAUUUUCUUUUUAUCCACUACCUCAGAAGGCUUUUAUUUUGGAGGGCGACUCCAAAACAGCGGAUUUGCUCCAGAGAAUUGGGGCAGCGAUUGCUCGGUUUGGUCAGCGUACAGUAGUGUCUGUUAUUGAUGGCCCUGUGGAGAAGUUGUGUCAUGUUAACCACAAAUAAAAGUAGGGCAGUAAGUUUGAAGCGAGCAGGAGCUGAGUCAGAAAAGCAGCUGAGGAUAGAAGCUGGCAACUGAGAUUUUCCAGCUAUUUGUUGAAAAAAAAUAGUUAAAAGUAGGAAGAGCGUGCAGUGCAGUCAGCUUUAAUCUGGUUACCUACACCCACAGUGAAAAGCUUGCCUUCUGCUGGGGUUUUUUAAAGAAAGAUGUUAAAGGGUCUUGGCUAUCUUUCACUGCCAGAUUCAAAACCUGAGAAGAUCAGAGUUGCCCAGUUACCCACAGGUCAUUUGAGUGCAUCAACUCCAGUCUGCACACACUGGUGGUUAUUGAGGCUUAAAGCGGCUUAACGAGCCCUCAGGAAACCUGCUAGGACCGCGCCGAAGCUCGGCGGUGUUUGUGCGUUUUAAUAGGAUUGUUUAUUAGCUAAGACAUUUUGAAACCAACCAAGGCCUAUUUUAGACUGAGCGAGACUGUACGCAGAAAAUUGUCUGCAUACCUGCUCUCAAACAGUCAGGCAGGUUUCCUUUUGUCCCUUUGAUGAGUGAUGUUCCCUCAGCACACUGUGGGGAAAACAGGUUUCCAGCCUCUUUAGUGUAAGGCAACGGCUCCCUCUGCUGUCGUUACCCAGGCACACACAGCACACAAGUUUCCGAUGACGCUUUUAAAAAAUGUGAAAAUGCUUCUCUUUUUUUUAACUUAACAGAACAAAAAAAAAUAUAUGACUGUAUGGAAGCUUGUUUAUGCCACUAAAGAAAAACCCUCCCCGCAAUGUUGCCGUUCAGACUUCUGAGAACAUGACUUUAAAUGGUUAGUAUUUCGAAAUUUCAGCUUUCUCUGAAGUUUCGCUCAGUAAGAUGACAUUUUGAAGAAAAAAAAAAAUUACAUUCUUCCAGUGGUAGAAACAACCUUCCAUAGAGAUGAACUUUAUCACUUUAUCUACUUGUUUUGGAGGGCGAUGCAAGGCCAAAAAUGCAGCUUUUCAUUCCAAGAGAAAUUUGGAAGAGAUGUCCGACAAACGCUGAACACCAAAUCUUCAGCCCCAGUCCAGAAAAUGUGUUUAAAAAAAAAAAAAAUUAUUUAAAUUAAAAAAGCGGAAAGUGUGUUCGUGUGUGAGCGCAUUCUCACAGCCUUCUCGCCAGCCUAUUCAUCAGAUUUCUCUUCGGUAUAACGUCAUCAGUCUUGCGUGGCUCUGCUCCUCACCUCUGCUGGUUUCCGUGUGUUACGUAUGUAUAUGUGACUGUAUUCAGUAUGUUUUAUAUUCUGUACUAUAGCUAAUCCUAUUGUACCUGUAGCAUGGCUCUGUUUUUUGUUUAGGUUUUUUUGGGAGGGGGGUGUUUACCCUUUGCCCUGUGCAUGAUUGAAUGUGUGUGCGAGCGUGUAGCUAGCAGGUUAUUUUUUUACACAGAGGUGAUUUAUGGUAUGAGCCUGUUUGGGUGCUAUCGUGUGUGCCUCUACUCAGUUUUCCUGAACACUGUGACAGCUCUGGCAAAACAUGUACACAUCGAGCGAAUGGAAGAGACAAAGAUUUACUGUCACACUCGUUUUCUCUUUUUCUUUAUUCUCCUUUUUUUUUACCAUUUAAGGUUUCCAUAUUUGUGAGUUGGACUGAGACAUGAAAUGUAGGGGGGGCCAAAAAAAAGCUGUUGAUCCUUUCUUGAUAACCUAAUAAUGUCUAAUAUUUGAGUUUUUGUAAUAUUUGUAUGUAUGUAUGAAAGUUUUGUAAAUUUGUGAUUGUAUGCACGUUUUGGCAAAUGAGUGUAUGUAUCUUCAAGAUUUUAAAAAUGCUUGUUUCCUUUUUUUUGGUUUUGUUUUGCAUGUAGAUUCUGUUUAGUUUCUUUUGAUUAGAAGUUUUGUUUUAAUGUUUUAUUUCUGGGACCAUGUACAAUACUAUAUAACGUGGGCAGAAUCUUGGACCUCAUGCUACAUUGAUAUUAUAUAUGAAUAUAAAAACAUCUUUUCCCUAUGGAGAAAGUUUUAAGUUAUAUAUCGCCUGUACACUUUGGGCUGCCUUUUAGAUCUAACUGUCCACUGUUUAAGAUAACCAUGAUAAUAAUGGAUUAAAAAAAACAUAUUAAUGAAGAAUUAUGCUGAUGAAAUAAUAAAGAUUCUUAAUAAAUCUUAUUACAUUUACAACA